GCAGCGGCCGCGAAGUUGGGGAGAGUCUAGCCUGGGCCUAGGCGCCGGGCCUAAGCCGGCAGCGCCAGGUGGGAAGUUAAGACUGUCGCUCGGCGCGGGGCGCCGCAAGGGCACCGCCUGCCCGGAAGCUACCGUGCCGGCCCGAUUUUCCGCGGCUCUAUGAGGAGUAGCGCUUCGGUAGCCGGGGAGCUGGAGGGGAAGCUGGUUUGAGAUCAAUUCUUGGAGAACACAAAGAAGUGUGGUGGUAUGUUCCAGGGUUGAACCAGCUGCCUUUUGACCCUGCCAACAACAACGAGCCCCUGCAGUUUGGUAGUGCCAGUGGCCCUCUGGUCACAGAAGGCCUCAUUGAGAAUGGAGGGGAGUCAAGCAAGAAAAGAAAGAGAACAAAUCCUCCUUCAGAAUUGACUAGAGAGCUAAGUACAGGACUACACGAUGUCAACAGUUUUUAAAUUGCUAUGGGCCUAUGAAAUAGGCAUUGCAGCUGAUAAUAGUAGAACUUUGAAUGUGGAUUCCACUGCAAUGACGCUACCUAUGUCCGAUCCAACUGCAUGGGCCACAGCAAUGAAUAAUCUUGGAAUGGCACCGCUGGGAAUUGCCGGACAACCAAUUUUACCUGACUUUGAUCCUGCUCUUGGAAUGAUGACUGGAAUUCCACCAAUAACUCCAAUGAUGCCUGGCCUGGGAAUAGUACCUCCUCCAAUUCCACCAGAUAUGCCAGUAGUAAAAGAGAUCAUACACUGUAAAAGCUGCACACUCUUCCCUCCAAAUCCAAAUCUUCCACCUCCUGCAACCCGAGAACGACCACCAGGAUGCAAAACAGUAUUUGUGGGCGGCCUGCCUGAAAAUGGGACAGAGCAGAUCAUCGUGGAAGUGUUCGAGCAGUGUGGAGAGAUCAUUGCUAUUCGAAAGAGCAAAAAAAACUUUUGUCACAUUCGCUUUGCUGAAGAGUACAUGGUGGACAAAGCCCUUUAUCUUUCUGGUUACCGCAUUCGCCUGGGCUCUAGCACUGACAAAAAGGACACAGGCCGGCUUCAUGUUGAUUUUGCACAGGCUCGAGAUGACCUGUAUGAGUGGGAAUGCAAACAGCGUAUGCUAGCAAGAGAGGAACGCCACCGUAGAAGGAUGGAAGAAGAAAGGUUACGCCCACCCUCCCCACCUCCAGUGGUCCACUAUUCAGACCAUGAAUGCAGCCUUGUUGCUGAAAAACUAAAAGAUGAUUCCAAAUUCUCAGAAGCCGUGCAGACCUUGCUUACGUGGAUUGAGCGAGGAGAGGUAAACCGUCGCAGUGCCAACAACUUCUACUCCAUGAUCCAGUCAGCCAACAGCCAUGUCCGCCGCCUGGUGAAUGAGAAAGCUGCCCAUGAGAAAGACAUGGAAGAAGCAAAGGAGAAGUUCAAGCAGGCCCUCUCUGGAAUUCUCAUUCAAUUUGAGCAGAUAGUAGCUGUGUACCAUUCUGCCUCCAAACAAAAGGCUUGGGACCACUUCACAAAAGCCCAGCGUAAAAACAUCAGCGUUUGGUGCAAACAAGCUGAGGAAAUUCGCAACAUACAUAAUGAUGAAUUAAUGGGAAUCAGGCGAGAAGAAGAAAUGGAAAUGUCUGAUGAUGAAAUAGAAGAAACAACAGAAACAAAAGAAACUGAGGAAUCAGCCUUAGUAUCACAGGCAGAAGCUCUGAAAGAAGAAAAUGACAGCCUCCGUUGGCAACUUGAUGCCUACCGGAAUGAGGUGGAACUGCUCAAGCAAGAACAAGGCAAAGCCCACAGAGAAGAUGACCCAAACAAGGAACAGCAACUGAAACUCCUGCAGCAAGCCCUGCAAGGAAUGCAGCAGCAUCUACUCAAAGUCCAAGAGGAAUACAAAAGGAAAGAAGCUGAACUUGAAAAAAUCAAAGAUGACAAGUUACAGGUGGAAAAAAUGUUGGAAAAUCUUAAAGAAAAGGAAAGCUGUGCCUCUAGACUGUGUGCAUCGAGCCAAGAUAGUGAUUACCCUCUGGAGAAGACCCUGAACAGCUGCCCUAUCAAAUCUGAACGCGAAGCACUGCUAGUGGGGAUUAUCUCCACAUUCCUUCAUGUCCACCCAUUUGGAGCAAGCAUUGAAUAUAUCUGCUCCUACUUGCACCGUCUUGAUAAUAAGAUCUGUACCAGUGAUGUGGAAUGUCUCAUGAGCCGACUCCAGCAUACCUUCAAGCAGGAAAUGACUGGAGUUGGAGCCAGUCUGGAGAAGAGAUGGAAAUUCUGUGGCUUUGAGGGCUUGAAACUGACCUGAAUCCCUUUGCCUAACAAUGUGGGAUCCUGAAAAUAAAUGUGUGUUGGACAAGCUUAGAAAGUGAUUUGUAUUUUCAAUGGUUUUCAAGUGAAAAUUGUUCUAAAGUUGUCAGUUCAUUCCUGGAAUAUCUUUUGAGUUAAAAUAAGGAUCCUAGAGCAUCACCUCGAGCUACAGGCCCUGUAAAGAAAUUGACUCAAACCUCAAGUGCUGUAACUUCCUCCCUUUCUGUCAAUUGGUUGUCUCUUUUUAUUAGUAGUAUUAAAAAAGGCCUGAGGCUGAAGAGUAUUUGAGGUGUUUUCAGUGUCUGUACUACUGUUGUAGAUUUUAGUAUUUUUUAAACUGUUAAACGAAAUGUUUUUGAUAAUUUGUAUGUGAUUUGUGUUUCAGAACUUCUCUUCACAUUAGGGUUGCUACUGGUGAGAGGAAUGACAGGAGCACUAGGGACUCCAUAACUGACAUUGUCUUUCCAAUCCCCAGUAGUCCAGUAAGUGUCUUCUAGAAGGUGCUUGACCAGGUUCACCUUUUAAAAGACAAAGCAUGGUUUGUGGCUUUUUGCAAAAUUACUGUGAACCAAAAGUUGACAAAUGUUUCAAAGUUAUUUUCUCUAAUGUAUCAGAUAAAAGGUUUAUUUCAGAAUUUUAAAAAAAACUAGAUGUAUUCACAGUAUGACUGGCAUGUGUAUGUGGUAUUCAGAAUCACCUUGUAAAUAGUCUGCUUUUAAAGGAGGGCGUGAUUAGUUUUCUAUGAAUUAAAACACACGUGUGUACUCAUGCACACAAACACACACACACAGAGAGACAUACAGACACACAUACACAUUAGCAGAAAUGAUUUAUUUUGAUAUGCUUUCCCCUCUGGUCUUCUUACAAAGUCUGGUGGUCCCUUUUUUUCUGCUGUCAGUGUUGAAUUGCAAACCAUGUACUGCUGUAAAUACUAUGUUUACUUCAUGCUGAAUGUUUGCAAAGAGUUGAUAUGAGUAUUAAUAGAAAAUUCCUGGUAAUGACUAAAUAGUGGGCUAGGGUGUGUGAUGCUUCACGCAGAUAGGUCGGGCCCACCUGGAGUGCUGAGUGCCAGGGACUCCUCCAGUUCUGCGGCACCCAUCAGCAGAUUACAAUGGCAGAGUGUGCGUGGACCAGUCAGGAAGUCCUGCUUGAUGGAAAGAAAGGGAAAGGAUGAGGACUGGGGGCUAAUAUCCUAAGGCACAGAUGGUCUUUUCUCCUGUGGUGUUGAUGGUGCUUGUAAUAACAUAAGCAUGCCCUCCCUUGAGUCUUGAUUGAAAAUAAGAGAAGGUACUAAGUAAGCAAAGCCAAUGAAGAGUAUUUCAGGAAAAUACUUUGUAAAUCAGAUGUCAGUAGUGUUCAAAGUUGUAUUUUUAAAAGAUAAAUAUUCCUUUUUUAUACCUCAGUUUGGUGUCCUGUUUUGAAUUGCUUGCUCUGUAAGUAAUCCUUUAAUAAAUCAUCUCAGUUUCUUCCUUUGAGUUACCAGAAUAUUGGAAGAAGACGCUAAACCUUCUGCUUUGACAGCUAGAAAUAGGAUUCCACAGCAGCCCAUUCAUGCUGAAAGCUGGCUUUCCCCAAGCACCCAGCUGUGGCACCAGCAGGAAGCGAGGGUUAUUUUUACACUAGCUUCCUCACUGAAGCAUCUCUGUCAUCAGCGCUACAGAAGGCUUUGAUUCAUCAGUCUCAGGGGUCCUGGAAUGCGUUGUUUUAAUAACAUCUACGAAAUCAGGGGAAAUUUGCCACUUAUCAAUUAUUUCUUAUUUAAAUAAGUUAAAUAAAAUGUAUUUAAAACAACAACUGCCACACCCAGCUCCCUUGCUCUCCUUCAUUUGAUCUACUUGUAGUACAAAUGCUCUCUUCUUCUUAUUCCUGCCAAUUUAUUCCAGGUGUACUUCUCCUAAGCCUUCCCGAAUAUACUAGUUGUAAUUUUGUGUGUCAAGUUGGCUACACUGUAGUGCCCAGUUGCUUGGUCGAGCACCAGUCUAGAUGUUGCUGUGAAAGUAUUUUUUGAGAUGUGAUUAAUAGUUAAACCAGUAGAUUUUGAGUAACAUAUCUUACCCUCCAUAAUGUGGGUGGGCCUCAUCCAAUCAGUUGUAAAAGACUGAAAUCCUCCAAGGAGAAAAGAAUUGUGCCUCUAGAUUGCUUUGGACUCAAAACUGCAGCAUUAACGCCCGCUAAUGCCUGCAAGAAUUUCCAGACUGCCAGCCAGCCCUACAAAGUAUCAAGCUUGCCAGCACCCACAAUUACAUCAGCCAAUUCCCUAAAAUAAAUAUAUAUAUAUGUGUAUAUAUAUAUACACACACACACAUACGUAUACAUAUGUGUAUACACAUACAGAUAUAUAUGUAUGUGUAUGUCUAUAUAUAUAUAUAUAUAUAUAGUGUGUGUGUGUACACACAUCCCAUUGAUUCUAUUUCUUUGGAAAAUCCUAAUGCACUAGUCCAGAGUUGUUAAAAGUGUGUGAAAAUAAGUAUGUUUGCAUUAUAUUACAUAAGCAAAUUGUAGCACAUACCAUCUCUCACAAACAUUUUUCAUUCACCAUAGAAAUCUAUUAAAGGAGCUAUGUUUUCUUUACAAAUGCUCAGUGCUAUUUAUUGUUCUGUUGUUCCUCCUGAAUUUUGAAAUUUUACUGUUUUGUUAUUUUUAGGAGAUACAGUAGUUAGAUUUUUUCCAGAUAAUAAUGAAUAGAAGCAUUCUUUUAUUUUACAAAUGGUUGUUUCAUCUCCCUUCCUAGUCCUGUGACAUUGCCAGUUCUGAUUUUUUAAUAUUACCAAGUGGCUUGUUAAAUGUCUUCAAUGCAAAUGGAAAAGUUAGUUUUCAGAGCCAAUUGGACACGUCUGUGUUCAAAUUAUACAGUUUCAUA
Hippopotamus amphibius kiboko is the source of this 5127-nucleotide messenger RNA. It is a transcript of the gene ENOX2, whose product is annotated as ecto-NOX disulfide-thiol exchanger 2. The coding region runs from base 433 to 2265 and encodes 610 amino acids. Lineage: Eukaryota; Metazoa; Chordata; Mammalia; Artiodactyla; Hippopotamidae. Gene Ontology annotation, biological process: ultradian rhythm. Gene Ontology annotation, molecular function: RNA binding; protein-disulfide reductase activity. The transcript has 16 exons. The record is from RefSeq and is a predicted model, not a curated record. Gene Ontology annotation, cellular component: plasma membrane; external side of plasma membrane.